UGGCUUUGUCAAUGAUAACACGUGUCAACAGUUCAUUUUGGGCCCAUUGUUUAUCCGGUUUUUAUUGUUGUUUGUCAGCUGAAGAGCCGAGGGCUUGAGUUGGAACGAUUGCGAGGAGUUGGCGAGAACGUGAAGUAGAAAAAUUCAGUACCGGUCAGACUGUCGCGCGGAGUGAGAUCCCGGGGAGAUUAGACGGAGUUUUUAGUGAUUUUUGUGGGGGUUGGGAUUAUUCAGUGGUUCCCGACUGGAUGGUGACAUUGUUUCGAUGAUGUUUGUGAUGGUUGCAGUGGUCAGAGGGUGAAGGAAUGGGAAGUCCGAGGAUUAUUGGGUGAUUUUGGGAAGUAAAGGGUGGGAGUGGAUAAUUUGGUGGGAGAAAUUUGUGAAGAUUUUGAGUGAAUUGAAGAUUUUGGGAGUUUUGUGGUGGAGUUGACUUCGGCCUUGAGCUUUUGGAGUUGAUAUUGCUGGUGGUGGUUGAAGGGCAGGACUUGAGGUGAUUAUUGUGGGGAUUUGGGAAUUAAAAGGACUGGAGUGGAUAGGAUUGGAAAUUAAUGGAUUGAACAUUCCGGAUUUUUGCGACGAUUUAGGAUUUGGCCUGAGCUUUUGGGAUUAAUGGCGCUUCUAGUGCUUUAUUAAGUGACAGGACUUGAGAUUGUUGUUACAUAAAUUUGGGAAUUAACAGGAGUGAAGUGGAUAAAGCAGGAUUCAAGCGGAAUUGUGAAGGAUUCUGGAAUUUUAAUGAUGGUUUAGACUUUGGUCCUGAGCUUCUGAGCUUAACACUGUCUCUGAUAUUUUAUUAAGCACCAGAACUUGACAUGGUUGUGCAUAAAUUUGAGAAUUAAAAGGACUGGAGAUAAAUCCCUGAAGCAGAUUCGUAGAGGAUUCGCAAUCAAUUGAAGAUUCCGUGACUUUAGUGACCGUUUGGACUUUAAUCCUGUGCUUUCGGACUGGAUAUUGACUCCGGUAUCUUUAUUAAGAUUCAUAACUCCAGCUACUUAUCGCCUGGAGAGUGGAGACUACGGAUAACUGGAAUAAAAUUCUAUGGAUUGAAAAUUCGAUGCUUUUCGUGACAUUCGGACAAUCAUCACGUGCUUUUAAACCAAAUAUUAAUUGUGCUUUCGUCAUUCCCAUGAUUUUCAUCCUCUCUUCGCUGACUGCAGCCUAGCGCGGCAUAAAUCCAUCCAAUCACCCUCCUAUUACCGCAUAAAUUCGGGAAUUGAAAGGUCUGGAGUCACUAAAUUCCCAAAACAGAUUCGUGAAAGCUUUAGGAUCAGCUGAAGCUUCAGUGAUUUUACCGAAAUUAUCCGGCUUUCGAUCCGCGAUAUGGACCGAUCCGUCGGUAUUCUCGGAUCUCCAGGGGUUACCGCCUUCGACCUGUGAUCAGACGUAAUUUUUACUGAGCGAUGAUUGAAAAUUAACUCGAAGGGGAGAAUAUUGUGUCGAGUCGCCCUAAGAUGAUGCAGUCCACCUGUCAGCCGCACCAGGUGCCCCAGCCCAAUGGCAGCUCUGCCAGCAGAACGUCCUUCUUGAUCGAGGACAUCCUCAAUCGGGGGAGUGUUCAUCAAGCUGGCCACAAUCAGGGACAUGUGCAUCAUCAGUUCGCUGCGGCCCACAAUCAUCAUCAUCAGUAUCAGCCAUUCGCGAGCCUUUUGCCGAGCUAUUCGACGGGCCCUCCUGCUGCUUUCUUCCUUGGACCGCUCUUCGGCACCGCCGGCAUGGGCGUCGGCGUUGUACCGGGUGUCAAUGAACUUGCCGCACUUAAACAUUGCCGGCGGAGAAAAGCACGAACUGUCUUUAGUGAUCAACAAUUAGCCGGACUGGAGGCGAGAUUCGAGGCCCAGAGGUACCUCAGUACUCCAGAGCGUGUGGAGCUCGCUGCAGCCCUUCAUUUGUCCGAGACCCAGGUGAAGACGUGGUUUCAAAAUCGUCGAAUGAAGCAUAAAAAACAAUUGAGAAAGAUCAAUAACAAUGGGGGGAGCAAUGGAAGCCUCUCAGGAGGACAACAAUGCGGAGGACAACCCAACUCGGCCACUUCUCCAGGGGAGAGACCAGUGGAUUUUUCCCUCAACGGCGGACGCGAGUCGCACGCAAGUAGUGACGCCGCAGUUGAUUCAGACUCCGACGAGAUUGAUGUUCUCGGCGACGAAGCCCCAUCACCUCCUCAAAUGACAUCGUCAACUCUUCACCUACCGAGACGCAGUAUGUCAUCGCCAACAGGCUUCCACCGAUCCAAUCAUCACUCCAGUCUGACAAUGAGCCACUCCCUCCAGUCGCCUCACCAGGAGCAACCCCCUCAGCGUCACCAUCGCUGAACAACCACCGAUAUUUUCACCCUCACAGUGACACUGGUGGUAACGUUUUCAGUUGCAUUAUCUAGAGAACAGAACUUUGCAUUCUUCAUCGAUGUAACUCGGU
Molecule: messenger RNA, 2412 nt
Organism: Diachasmimorpha longicaudata
Lineage: Eukaryota; Metazoa; Arthropoda; Insecta; Hymenoptera; Braconidae
Gene: bsh
Product: brain-specific homeobox protein homolog
Exons: 3
Coding region: 1452-2309 (285 amino acids)
Biological process (GO): regulation of DNA-templated transcription
Molecular function (GO): DNA binding; DNA-binding transcription factor activity, RNA polymerase II-specific
Source: RefSeq, a predicted model, not a curated record